Neocloeon triangulifer is the source of this 1049-nucleotide messenger RNA. It is a transcript of the gene Rab10, whose product is annotated as ras-related protein Rab-10. Gene Ontology annotation, cellular component: recycling endosome; insulin-responsive compartment; Golgi apparatus. The transcript has 4 exons. Gene Ontology annotation, molecular function: GTP binding; GTPase activity. Gene Ontology annotation, biological process: cellular response to insulin stimulus. The record is from RefSeq and is a predicted model, not a curated record. NCBI's taxonomy places the organism in Eukaryota, Metazoa, Arthropoda, Insecta, Ephemeroptera, Baetidae. Bases 164 to 772 code for a protein of 202 amino acids.
CGUUGGCCAGCCUGUUUAUUACAUGCGAAGGUGCAGGAGGGUGUUGGUUUGUUGUGCGCUGAGGAAAAACCAAAAUUUGCCAAAUUUAGCCGCAUUUUCGACAGCUAUGACCUGGAUUGACGCGUAACUCGGUCUUUGAGAAGUUUAAGGACACCAAUCAAGAAUGGCCAAGAAGACGUACGACCUUCUGUUCAAAUUGCUCCUGAUCGGCGACUCUGGAGUCGGCAAGACAUGCAUCCUAUUCCGAUUUUCGGACGAUGCCUUCACAACCACCUUUAUUUCCACCAUUGGAAUUGAUUUCAAAAUCAAGACCGUCGAGUUGAGGGGCAAGAAAAUCAAGCUGCAGAUUUGGGACACUGCAGGCCAAGAACGCUUCCACACAAUCACCACCUCGUACUACCGAGGUGCCAUGGGCAUUAUGCUAGUCUACGACGUGGCCAAUGAGAAGAGUUUUGACAACAUUGUCAAGUGGCUGCGCAACAUUGACGAACAUGCAAAUGAGGACGUUGAGAAGAUGAUCCUCGGCAACAAAUGUGACAUGGAGGACAAGAGACAGGUCGCCAAGGAGCGAGGAGAAGCAAUUGCCCGAGAGCAUGGUGUGAGAUUUAUGGAAACGUCGGCCAAGGCGAAUAUCAACAUUGAGCAAGCCUUCCAUGAGUUGGCUUCAGCGAUUCUUGACAAGACGGCUGGCCGAGACCUGCAAGAACCCACCGAUCGAGUGGCCGUGGACAAAAGGGCCAACGAGCGCAGCUCGACCAACAGGUGUUGUUGAGGUACCACAGACUGACUCAUUGUGUGUGCACAAGUCAAAACCAUUACUAUUGAUUGAUCAUUUAAUAUUAUUAUAUCAUUUGCUUACGAAAAUAAAUUCGCUAACUGGACAAAAUCUAAAUUUCGAAUGCUGUAAAUUUUACUGCACUUCCUCCAAAUCAGGCACCUCUGAUAAAUCAAAAUUGCUCUCUGGAGGGACAUCAUUAGCUUCAAGUUUUGCCACACUCUUGAUACUGUUUUUCUUGCUUAAAUCAUAAAUUUUAAAAAUCUAACAAUUA